AAAUAAGCGAAAAUGCCGAACGCUUGGAAUAAUAUUUUGGAGAUUGUUCUACUCAAAUUACGCAGCUCAAAGCAACUGUCUCGCGUAAAGGACUACUCGAAGCAAGUGCUGACCAAUAGGUUUUUGAUAAAACCAGAUCUUGGCGAUACUCUCAAAUCUUCUCUGGCGAGAAUGGCUGUGGCAAUGUUUUUCUCGCACCACAAACAACCGCGUCGUUUAACUUGCACAGCAAAAGCUGAGAAGCAGGCUAACAAGUUACCGAAGUUAGAGCGAAAGGAGUCAAAGCACUGGUACCCAGAUCCAGAAUAUAUGAAACAAUUCGAAGGCUGCGUUAUAGACGACAAAGAUACAUCACGCUUCGAUCGCUGGUCCGGCAAAAUACCCCCACAAAUAGAUCGCUCUUUUCGUUCUAAGUUUAUUAACUUUGGACCGGCCCAUCCAGCUGCACACGGCGUCUUACGCAUGGUUUUGCAACUUGAUAAUGAGACCGUUCUAUCUGCCGAUCCACACAUUGGCCUGUUGCAUCGCGGUACGGAGAAGCUAAUUGAGAAUAAAAUGUACAUGCAGGGCCUACCAUACUUCGAUCGUCUCGAUUAUGUGUCAUGCAUGUCGAAUGAACUCUGCUAUUGCUUGGCCAUCGAGAAACUGUUGGGGCUGCAAGUGCCCAAACGUGCGCAAUACAUACGCACAAUGUUUUCGGAGAUCAUGCGUUUAACCAAUCACACAGUCGCUUGCGCCACUGCUGUGUUAGAUUGUGGUGGCAUUACACCACUCUUCUGGAUGUUCGAAGAACGUGAGAAGUUGUAUGAGUUCUGUGAGCGCGCCUCGGGUGCACGCAUGCAUGCCGCAUAUAUACGACCGGGCGGUGUGGCAUACGAUUUGCCACUCGGAUUCUGUGAUGACCUCUUCGACUUCAUUUGCCGCUUUCGACAUCGCAUUGAUGAAUUUGAGGACCUCGUUACAGACAAUCGCAUUUGGCGUAUGCGUAAUAUCGGCAUUGGGCGCAUAACGGCGCAUGAGGCAAUGAAUUAUGGUUGCUCCGGCGCGGUUUUGCGUGCUACUGGCGUAAAGUGGGAUCUGCGCAAGACGCAACCAUAUGAUGCUUAUCCGGAAAUCGACUUUGAGGUGCCAGUUGGCGUUAACGGCGACUGUUAUGAUCGUUACUUGUGUCGUAUACGUGAAAUGCGCGAAGCAUGUAAUAUAAUCAAUCAAUGUCUCAAUAAGCUGCCCGCAGGUGAAAUCAAAGCGGACGAUCAUAAAGUGUGUCCGCCGAGGAGAAGAAUCAUGAAGAGAGGCAUGGAGGAGCUAAUACAUCAUUUCAAAUAUUAUACACAAGGAUUUGCAGUGCCACCAGGCGAAACUUAUACAGCUGUGGAAUCACCAAAAGGCGAGUUUGGUGUCUAUCUGGUAUCGGAUGGCACUUCAAAGCCAUAUCGUUGUAAAAUUCGUGCAGCAAGUUAUCCACAUUUGGCUCUAAUGAAUAAACUAACCUAUAAGCACUUUUUAGCCGAUGCAGUGGCCAUUAUUGGUUCAUUAGAUAUAGUGUUUGGUGAAAUCGAUCGUUAGAGACUUGAUGUAAAGUAAACACAGAAGCCG
Messenger RNA from Bactrocera tryoni, 1596 nucleotides. RefSeq names its product NADH-ubiquinone oxidoreductase 49 kDa subunit (gene ND-49L). Bases 13 to 1566 code for a protein of 517 amino acids. NCBI's taxonomy places the organism in Eukaryota, Metazoa, Arthropoda, Insecta, Diptera, Tephritidae. The transcript has 2 exons. Gene Ontology annotation, biological process: mitochondrial electron transport, NADH to ubiquinone. The record is from RefSeq and is a predicted model, not a curated record. Gene Ontology annotation, molecular function: NAD binding; quinone binding; NADH dehydrogenase (ubiquinone) activity.